Messenger RNA from Aureobasidium melanogenum CBS 110374, 879 nucleotides. RefSeq lists its product as uncharacterized. Gene Ontology annotation, biological process: transcription initiation at RNA polymerase I promoter; nucleolar large rRNA transcription by RNA polymerase I. Gene Ontology annotation, cellular component: RNA polymerase I core factor complex. The annotation marks the transcript as partial. The transcript has a single exon. Lineage: Eukaryota; Fungi; Ascomycota; Dothideomycetes; Dothideales; Saccotheciaceae. Gene Ontology annotation, molecular function: TBP-class protein binding; RNA polymerase I general transcription initiation factor activity; RNA polymerase I core promoter sequence-specific DNA binding. The record is from RefSeq and is a predicted model, not a curated record.
GACGACGAUGAUGAGAGCGACGAUUCGGAUCUACACACCGAUCCGCUUCAGCCAUCGGUUUCAUCUCAUGAUAUCAACGAUCCCUACCGUGUUGCCGGAUGGCCUGAAAACAUGCCACUUCCUGGACACUCAUUUCCUCAUGCCCCUGCUGUCAAACCAAGGACCCGUCAGCCAUUAUCCAACAAUCUCCAAAAAGAGCUCGCAGCUCUAAAGCCUCCAUUGUACGUCCCACCUCCUGGCGAACAAGACACUACCUCAUCACUUCGCCGCCAUCAUCUAGGUGUGCUCAAUACCAUUCUUCACACAAGCCUUUUGAAGCACGACUUUUUACGUGCAGGCAGAGCGUGGGGCAUGAUCUUGCGUACUAAUAUUCUUGGUCGACCACUCGAUGUGCGCACACAUGGUCGAUGGGGUAUUGGUGCUGGGAUACUGAUGCGAAAAUUCUCGCCCCAGAAUGAUUCUCAGGACGAGUCAAAUAAUGCAUCAACCAUUAGUGACGAAGGGUUCGAGGCAGCAAAAGAUUAUUACGAACGCUUGAUCCUGCAGUACCCUUUUCAAAAGACAAACCCAAAUGCCAUAUCAUCACUAACUUUCUACCCUGCAAUGUUUGGACUCUGCAUCUACGAGAUUCAACAAAAAUGUAAUCGAGCUCUGGAACGCAACCGUAAUUCUUCAUUAGAAGCGGACCAGUCCGACUCGGAAUUAGAGUCAACCCGGAAUCAGGAGUCAGAAGGUAUCGCUGCCAUCAAACGCUCUGAGCUAGACUCUGCAGCGAGUCUCGCAGCCCGUAUGGAUGAACUCAUGUUGUCUCCUCCUUUUGACACAUAUCCGCCACUCUUACAAUUAAGAGGCUCAGUAGCUCUCUGGCUAGCAGAUCUC